AUGAAAUUAUUCAUCAUCUUUGUAUUGUUGGUUCUUAUUUGUAUAGUACAAUCAGUACCAACGCCAUCAUCAUCAAACGAUCGUUUACUUAUUCUACCAGAUUAUUAUAGUGAUGAUGAAGAUUCUCUAUCAAUUAAUCAGAUUGUUGAUGAAACAACAACACUUUCUACGAAAUCAACAAUUGUAUUAUCAUGGCCGGAUCAAAAUACAUCAACAGUUAUAACAUCAAGCAAUGAUAAUGAUGAUGAUGAUGAUCAAAAUGAAUCUGAUGAUUAUCUUCGAAAUAUUCGUCAAUUUUUUAAAAAAGUUCUUGAAGAUCUUAGAAAAUUAUUGAAAAAUAUUACUGGAUAUGAUAUUAUUCAAGCAAUACAACAAUAUUUUAACAAAAAAAAUUAA
Rotaria sp. Silwood1 is the source of this 396-nucleotide messenger RNA. NCBI's taxonomy places the organism in Eukaryota, Metazoa, Rotifera, Eurotatoria, Philodinida, Philodinidae. The record is from the annotation of a GenBank genome assembly.